CGCGUGGCAAGUCCAGGAAUUUCUUCUCUGGGCCUUUGAUCGGCUGAGUACUUCUGUGUGAACGAGACCAACCAUUUCGAGCGAGACAUCAGACUCAGUGGUUUGUGAUACUUCUCUCAUAUCGACUGAUUGUUGCGAUCAGACCUUGGAUUGAGAGGUGGUGGUUGUGAAGACGAAGAACGACGAUGUAUUCCAAAGCACUUCUCCUCUCGCUCGCCAUUGGCGCAGCACAAGCACAGCGUACGACAUACACUGGAUGUAACAACCGAUCCGAGAAUGGCGUCGAGGUCGAAUACUGCUUUCUCAGUGGUACCCAGACUGCACGAGCCACCUACACUGUCUCCGGCACCGCGACUAUUCCCAUCACGGCGCCCGCGAGCACAACAGCUGCGGCACAGACUACCGCUGUGACGGACUGCCACACACAUUCAACAGAGUUGUUCUGUGUCAAUGGCGCGGGCUCAGAAGUUCAGAUCGAUGUGACGCCCACUGGCGAGAUGCCAGCUGAGUACACGAACUGCCACUCUCACGGUGAUCAGCAAUACUGCGUUGAUCCAGAAGGCGAGGACGUGCUUGUUCUUGCUGCCGCUACUACAGGCUCUCCAUCAGCAGCGGCCACGGGAGAGAGCAAUGCACAUUGCCACGCACACAGCGAUGGCACCCAGCACUGCGAGGAGCACGGAGAUGAAGCUGAAGCCGCAUCUACGGGCGAUGAUACCACCGCGACGAACUGCCACGCUCACGACGGCGAGGGUGUGUGGUGCACGUACCAAGGCGAAGAGUACCAGCUCGACCCGGAGCCAACGGGCGAAAUCCCCGAAUCUUACACCGGCUGCCACUCGCAUGGAGAGACUACAUUUUGCUUAGACGCAGCUGGCGAAGAGGUGGCUUUGCUUGCUGCGGGUGCUGCGAGCGAAGAGAACCAACAAUGCCAUUUCCACGCUGGUGUCGAGCACUGCGUUGGCGGGGGCGCCGUGUCUUGUGGACUCAGAGAACGAGACUACGAUAUCGGACUCCGUGUCGGAUCGAUAUUCAUCGUUCUUGUCACAAGUUCGAUCGGUGUCUACGCGCCUAUGUUCUUGAACAAGAUCCCAUUCAUCAGGAACUCCGCCGUCAGCUACAACAUCUUGAUGAUCAUCAAGCAAUUCGGUACCGGAAUCAUUAUCUCCACGGCGUUCAUUCACUUGUACACUCACGCCGACCUAAUGUUCUCCAACGAAUGUAUCGGCGAGCUCGGCUACGAAGCAACGACUUCCGCGGUCGUCAUGGCCGGUAUCUUCAUCUGCUUCUUGAUCGAAUACAUUGGAACCCGCUUCGUCACCUCACGUCAACCAUCAGGUGGAGAACUUCCAGCACACACGGCUAACGUCCGCGGUAAAGGCGAGCACUCUCCCGAAGGCUCAUCAACCGGAGAGAAUCGCGAUGCUUUCCUCGCCAUGGAUCACCAUCACGGAGGAGCGUCAAAUAAUCCACUUUCCGUCGGCGUCAUGGAAGCAGGAAUCAUUUUCCAUUCCGUCUUGAUCGGUCUGACGCUCGUUGUCGCUGGUGAUUCAUUCUACCGUACCCUUUUGGUCGUCAUUGUCUUCCAUCAAUUUUUCGAAGGUUUGGCAUUGGGAGCACGUAUCGCUCUUCUUCCAGGCGCGAUCUUCCCGACCAAAUUUCUCAUGGGACUGGCGUUCGCCCUCAUCACUCCGAUCGGUAUGGCAAUCGGUAUUGGAGUUCUCAACACUUUCAACGGCAACAACCCAGCGACUGUUAUUACUUUCGGCACGCUCGAUGCGUUGUCAGCUGGUGUCUUGGUUUGGGUCGGUGUUGUGGAUAUGUGGGCUCGCGACUGGGUCAUCGAGGGUGGCGAGCUGCUGACUAGCGGUCUCAUUAAGACGCUGGGUGCAGGAUUCGCUCUUAUCACUGGUAUGGUUUUGAUGGGUGUGCUUGGCAAAUGGGCGUAGAGUGAUCAUGAUUUGGUUUUUGGCAUGACAUGAGAUGAGCUAUGACUUGAGACGGAUACCCAUGGACUUGAUGAUAGACAAAAAUUGAUUUCGUGUUUCGUGUGGCUCUUUGAGGCUCUACGAUUACUCUGCAUCGUAUCCUUCUUAUUUCUUUUCCUGAUGUGAAUCCAGCUGUCGUCGGAGAGAUAGCCUGAGGGUGAGUUGCUGUUUCGAUGCAUCGUGCAAGUGGCGUUCUGAAAUCCUUCAACAGCAUUGAAUCGUGACUACUUUAUCCAUUCCUCGAUAUGAUAGCGUAAAGUUUCGCGAACUCUCGAAGUGGCUCGUGGGAUAGGCGUAGAGGUCGAUGCCACCAACAGGUCUCGGACUUGAGUAUGUCGAACGACGCAGCUGGUGUUUCCAUUCCAUGAACGCCGGCUGCUCCACGCGCUCCAUUUCGAUUGCAGUAACUUACACAUUGCCUUGUCCUCAGAGGGACGUCAAUAGUUCUGUCUUCGCGCCCAACAAGGCAAUCCAGAAAGAGUCUCAUUCCAGCGAGGCUCAAGAUCGCGAGGAGAUGUGAUUCCCAAAAUUUCUAGUCACUUCCAGUUCGACUUCGCAAGCCUCGCCAUGGGUCAUUAAUUCUUCUCAAAAUCAAGCUCAAAACCGGUUUCUAUUCGAGCAGAUUCCUCAGGAGUCCCGAUGCGUAUACGCUCUCAAAUCAUACCACUUGCUCGAAACAUUCUUGUUAUGUUUCCUGGUGUCCCCGCGAUGGAAACUAUUCACAGAUCUCGCGUCGGACUCGUACAACUCUCCUUGUCCAGAAAUCUCAGUGACGCUCCGCUCGGGAGCUCUGGCCACCGGACUGACGAGUUGAUAUCGCGCGCUAUCGGAGCUGACGGGCGUGCUGCCCGUUCGUUCCAUCUUGACCCUGGUGUCGGGAGACAAGUAUUGCGUGCUGUAGCCUCCUUCUUCUUGUCGCAUGUACUUGAGGAGUUGUUUUCGCAUUCGCUUCAUGCGCCGGCGCAUGAUUUCCAGUCCGACGAGGGCGCAGAUGAGGAAGACGAAUAAGGCUAGACAGACUCCGAUUGCUGUGUUUCGGAUUGUGGCUUCUUUGAUGCUGAAGUCGUAUGUGGCAUCGGUGCUUGUGGCAGAAGCAGUCGCGCUUGUGGACGACGCCGAUAGACUUGAAGUUAUGCUAGACAUGUUGUGUCCUGUGUUUUAGGAUCCAGCAGAUGUCUGACUCUUUCCUCAAACAAGAGUAGAGUAGAAGCUCUGACGAUAUAUGUAAACCUCACAUAGAGCGAACGUCCAAACCAGAACGAA
Cercospora beticola is the source of this 3251-nucleotide messenger RNA. RefSeq lists its product as uncharacterized. Lineage: Eukaryota; Fungi; Ascomycota; Dothideomycetes; Mycosphaerellales; Mycosphaerellaceae. Gene Ontology annotation, biological process: zinc ion transmembrane transport. Gene Ontology annotation, molecular function: zinc ion transmembrane transporter activity. Gene Ontology annotation, cellular component: plasma membrane. The record is from RefSeq and is a predicted model, not a curated record.